Molecule: messenger RNA, 6540 nt
Organism: Hemicordylus capensis (graceful crag lizard)
Lineage: Eukaryota; Metazoa; Chordata; Lepidosauria; Squamata; Cordylidae
Product: zinc finger protein ZFP2-like
Exons: 6
Coding region: 918-3089 (723 amino acids)
Biological process (GO): regulation of transcription by RNA polymerase II
Cellular component (GO): nucleus
Molecular function (GO): DNA-binding transcription activator activity, RNA polymerase II-specific; RNA polymerase II cis-regulatory region sequence-specific DNA binding
Source: RefSeq, a predicted model, not a curated record
UGCCUAUUACGCCAGCCUCUUCCUCCCCUCGAAGGAGCCCGCAGCCAGACCAUCUUUCUUUCUUUCUUUCUUUCUUUCUUUCUUUCUCCCAAAUGGAACCCCGUUUCGAUGCAUCCUCCAGAAAUCAGCCUGGACUGGAGGAACAGGCUGCCGCCGGUUUUGCAGGAAAGAAGAAGACAGACGCUGCCCGAUGUGGGUCGGGUGCUGCUGGGAAGGCUCUCCUGGCUGGGACCCCAGAGCCCCAGCCCAUUCCCCAGCUGCCCCCACCUCCCGCCAUCAGCCUUCGCUGCCUCCUGCCCUGCCUGGCCAUCGCUUUCCCCGCCUUUCCUGACUUGCAUCUUCCACCCAACGCACUUUGCGUCUACCCGGAAAGGCUCUUUCCAAGCAGGAAGGCAGAAGAGCCGAAUCUUCCCCGCCACCUUUUAGGCCCCUCUCUAGGAAUCUGUACUCCUUCCCUUUAACCCUUGGAGUGUCUCUGCCCAGGAAGCAGCAGCAAAGGGGGAAAUCUCUCCUUCCUCCUCGUCAUCUUCGCCAGUCCGGAGAGAAGAACAGCAGAGGGAGGCAUUUGCUAAAGAGACCGGAAGCAGGCUCUCUCCUGCUGGGGGCUCUUUUCCCUCCACCUCCGCCCCCUCCCGCUCCCCCGUCCUUCCAAGCCCUUUCCAGUCUUGCCUUGCCUUCCUUCCUUCCUUCUUUCAGGUCCCUGGGAGUCCCUCUGCUGCUGCACCCCAGCCGCACUUUGAGGACCCUGGGAGGGAGCUGCUGUGCUGCGGCUGCAGAAACUACAACAUCUACCUUAACAAAGACUCAUUGUCCUGUGAGACUAAGCAGUGACUCUUCUUGCCCUGGGAAUUAAUGUAGUAUCAGAAGAAGGAGAAAUUUGGGCCAUGUUAAGAACUUGAACUGAGCUCCAAGAGAACAUGGAUUUGCAAACCCCAGCAAAUAGUGAAUUGUGGAAGGGAACAGAAAAAGAUCCUCGAGCCAUCCAGGCUGGGAGAGACAAGAAUCAGGAAAUAACCAUGCAGAGGAUCCUGGGAGACGCCACCACCAACGCAGAUUUCCAGUGCUGGAAAUUCAGGGAGUUCCUGUACCAGAAGGCUGAGGCUCCGCGAGAGGUUUGCAGCCAACUCUACAACCUUUGCUGUCAGUGGCUGAAGCCAGAGAGACACACGAAAGCUCAGAUGCUGGACCUGGUGAUCCUGGAGCAGUUCCUGACUGUCCUGCCCCCAGAGCUGGGGAGCUGGGUCAGAGAAUGUGGAGCAGAGACCAGUUCCCAGGCGGUGGCCUUAGCAGAAGGUUUCCUCCUGAGCCAGGCAGAGGAGAAGAAGCAGGAAGAGCAGCAGAUGCAAGAGAUGUUUGCCAAAGCGGUGUCUGGUUUCCCUGGGGCAGAAGAGGCUCCAUCUGACACCACCAGACAGAGUAUGAUUUUCAGGAGGAUUAUGCCGGAGGGAGAUGGAGCUGCCACUUUGAUGGGUGGUGAAAUGACCAAUAGGCUUCAUUCUAGGCCUUCUUUUUAUGACGGAGCAGAAGCUGUUGCUGGACCGUCACCAGAUCAGGGACUGGUGAGCUUUGAGGAGGUGGCUGUGUGUUUCUCCGAGGAGGAGUGGGCUCUGCUGCAUCCAGGCCAAAGGGCUCUGCACAGGGAAGUCAUGGAGGAGAAUUCCGGGCAUCUGGCCUGGCUGGGUAAUCAGAGGAAGAACAGAAAAAAGGGGGAAGCAUCAAGAAGAAAACCCAAAGAAACAGAGGAGGAGAAGAUGGCAGCUUCUGAGUGGACCGACUUCUAUGCAAUUCCAGUUCAAGAUAAGACUAGUAACAAGACUCUAAGUGGAAACACCUUAAAUAAUAAAUCACACCUUAGUGCACAUCACACCACCCAUAGAAGAGUGAAAACAUAUCAAUGCACAAUGUGUGGGAAUGGCUUCAGCGAUCAGUUGAACUUUGAUGAACACCAAAGAACCCACACAGGAAAGAAACCAUGCUUGGAGUGUGGAAAGUGCUUCAGUCACGACAAUGCCCUUGCUGGCCCCCAGUGUGUCUGCAAAGGAGAGAAACCAGAUACAUGCUCCAAGUACGGAAAGAGCUUCAGUGGCAGAGAUAAGCUUCCUUCCCAUCAAGGUUGCCACACAGGAGAGAAACCCUAUAGAUGCUCAGUGUGUGGGAAGACAUACUGUCGGAAGGAUAAACUUUCUGCCCAUCAAAGGAUCCACACAGGGGAGAAACUAUAUACGUGCUCAGAGUGUGGAAAGACUUUCAGUUGGAAGAGCCAGCUUUCUGUCCAUCAAAGAAUCCACACAGGGGAGAAACCGUAUAUGUGCUCAGAAUGUGGGAAGAGUUUCAGGCAGAAGGACAAACUUUCCGUCCAUCAAAGAACCCACCCAGCAGAGAAACCAUGCUUGGAGUGUGGAAGGAACUUCAGUCAUGACAAUGCCCUUGCUGGCCCCCAGUGUGUCUGCAAAGGAGAGAAACCAGAUACAUGCUUCAUGUACGGAAAUAGCUUCAGUGAUGGAGAUAAGCUUCCUUCCUACCAAAGUCGCCAGACAGGAGAGAAACCCUAUACAUGCUCAGAGUGUGGAAAGAGCUUUAGACAGAAGGGCCAGUUUUCUGUCCACCAGAGAAUCCACACAGGGGAGAAACCGUAUACAUGUUCAGCGUGUGGAAAGAACUUCAAUCGGAACUUUAACCUUACUCUCCAUCAAAGAAUCCAUACAGGAGAGAAACCAUAUACAUGCUCAGAGUGUGGAAAGAGCUUCAGGCAGAAAUACAAACUUGAUGUCCAUCAACGAAACCACACAGGGGAAAAACCAUAUACAUGCUCAGAGUGUGGUAGGAGCUUCAGUCGGAAGGACAAGCUUUCUGCCCAUCAAAGAAUCCACUCAGGGGUUAGGCCAUAUACUUGCUCAGAGUGUGAAAAGUGCUUCUAUGAGAAAGUGCAGCUUUCUGUCCAUCAAAGAAUCCACACAGGAGAAAAACCGUAUACAUGCUCAGAGUGUGGAAAGAGCUUCAGUCGGAAUGGGAGGCUUUCUACCCAUCGGAAAAUCCACACAGGGGAGAAUAUGUACACGUCCUCAAGAGUGCGGAAAGAGCUUCAGUAGGAAGAACUAUCUUUCUGCCCAUCAAAAUAUCAACACAGGGUAGAAACCAUAUACAGUGGUCCCUCAACUUACAAACUACUCGACAUAAGUAUUUUUCGAGUUACAAACGGCAGUUUUAGAUCCGGUUUUAGAUGCGUUUUUUUCGACUUACAAAUUUUUAGAUGGGGUUUCCUAGACUUACGAAUUUUACAUGCGGUUUCCUUGACUUGCCUGCCUGUUUACUGCCUGUUUAUUCUUGAAAAGAAAUGUUCCUGUGCAGUUUGCAAGCCUUACUGGGGGUCUGGGUCUUUUUUCUAGGCUCCGGAACGCAUUAAUCCGUUCCCAAUGCAUUCCUAUGGGAAACCGCUUUUCGACUUACGAAUUUUUCGACUUACAAAUGUGCAUUCGGAACGGAUUAAUUUCGUAAGUAGAGGGACCACUGUACAUGCUCAGAGUGUGGAAACAGCUUCGGCUACAACUAAAACCUUACCUCCCAUUAGGGAUGUGCAUGGAACCGGUUCGGCACUCCCUUCCUGGAGCCUACCUGUCAGCCCACGCCCUGCUACCUGUCAGCUCCCUUCCUGGAACGCUGAACCAGUUCCGUCCACUGGCGUUCAAACCUUUUUGGAGGGCGGGGGUGCCUACCUGUCAGACCUCGCCUUUCCCCCCAGUGGCGGUCUCCAGAAAAGAGUUCCUGCUUGCAGCCCCAGCAGGUAAAGAGCGCCUUCCCUGUCAUUUAAUGCAACCCCACCCCUGUCCUCCCAGGAGUGCACGAAUUGGUUCUCUGCACAUCCCUACUUCCCGGGACAUAAUCCACACAGGGGAGGAAACAUAUACAUGCUCAGAGUGUGGAAAGAGCUUCAGUGGCAACUCAAGCCUUACCUCCCAUUACAAAGUCCACACAGGAGAGAAACCAUCUAAAUGCUAAGAGCAGAGAAAGAGCUUUUUUUAGUGGAGAAAACUUACUUUGCACUUUAAAAAAAAGAAUCCUUACAGAAGAGAAACCAUAUGUUUGUACAAGAAACAGAGCUUCAGGAAGGAAAAGGAAAGGUUGUGCCGUCCAGUCGGUAUUGACUCCUGGUGACCACAGAGCCCUGUGGUUUUCUUGGUAGAAUACAGGUGGGGUUUACCAUUGCCUCCCCACGAGCAGUAUGAGAGGAUGCCUUUCAGCAUCUUCCUAUAUCACUGCUGCCCAAUAUAGGUGUUUCCCAUAUUCUGGGAAACACACCAGCCGGGAUUUGAACCAGCAGCCACCUCCUCUCUAGGCAGGUCACUUCCGCGCUGGCCAAAGGUGUCAGGACCUGACUUCCCACUAAGCUGUGCGACUGCGUGUGUGCUCACAGAGCUCAACCCCUCCCUUCACAGCGAUCACGAACAGCCACUCACUCCAUUCUCUGGAGUGAUAUUAAACAUUAAACAAUAUUUAAAUAUUAAAUAUUAUAUUUAUAUUUUUAUAUUUAAUAUUUAAUAUUAAACAAUAUUUAAUUGUUGUUUUAUGAUGUUUUUAAUUGUUAAUUAUUGUUUUAUGUUUUAUAAUUUUUGUUUUAAUGAUUAAUUGAUUUGAAUGGUGUUUUAAUGUAAACCGCCCUGAGCCUUUUGGAAGGAUGGUAUAAAAGUUAUUAUUAUUAUUAUUAUUAUUAUUAAUAAUAAUAAUAAUAAUAAUAAUAAUAAAUGGGCAGAUGGGCUCCGGGGGUCCCAGCAUGCAUUGCACGGGCUCUGUAGAGUUCCCUCCUCCUUGCUCCGCUCCUUUCAGCAUCUUCCUAUAUCACUGCUGCCCAAUAUAGGUGUUUCCCAUAUUCUCGGAAACCCAAUAUAGGUGUUUCCCAUAUUCUGGGAAACACACCAGCCGGGAUUUGAACCAGCAGCCACCUCCUCUCUAGGCAGGUUACAUCCCCGCUGGGCAAAGCUGUCAGGACCUGACUUCCCACUAAGCUGUGCGGCUGCGUGUGUGCUCACAGAGCUCAACCCCUCCCUUCACAGCGAUCACGAACAGCCACUCACUCCAGUCUCUGGAGGCAAAAGGGCAGAUGGGCUCUGGGGGUCCCAGCAUGCAUUGCACGGGCUCUGUAGAGUUCCCUCCUCCUUGCUCCGCUCCACAGGCCUGAGCUGGGAAGGAAGGCUGCUGGGGACAGGGCAGGCAAGAAGGGAGGACUUGUGGACACCCCUCUCCCUCCCCAACCCUGUCCUUGAGAGGCUGCGGCCUGUAGAGCCUUCCUGAUUGGCUGCUCCAGGCUCCCUGAAGGAGGUCAGCACUGGGAGGACGGGGGAAUUUAAAGAGCAACAUUGGUCUCCAACUUGGUGGGGAAGGAAAGGAGUGUAGCUAGAGGGAGUGUGUGUACAGACCAUGUUCUUUUUCUCUCUGGAAACGGUUAUCCCAAAUGACAGACUAAAGGCUGGUUGAGAGUAGCUUCAAGGGGGCUUACUCCCAAAGUACGUGUGCACAGAACUUUCAGUACCACUACCAUUGGAGUUUCCAGUUCGUAUAUUCAGGGUGAGUUCCUGUAAGUUCCUUUUCUUACAGGAAGCCCUUCACCUACUUGAGUCACCAACAGAAGCUCUCCUCCUAUUGACUCAGGGAAGACUCUUCGAGGCAUUUGAUGUGAAAGGAAGUCCUCCUAUAUCAGUGAAAUCUCCCUUUGAUGAAUUUAGAUGCACCAUUACCUAAAAGCAAGUAUUUCGCUAUAGCCAGGCUGUGUAUUGCAUCCCCCUCCCCCCGUGGGUAUUUAGGUAGUUACAGGCACAGCGGAGCCACUUAAAGGUGCAGCAGGGAAGAAACUUCCGUAGGGAGCAAGAGGUUGCCGGUUCGAAUCCCCACUGGUACCUAUAUUGGGCAGCAGCAAUAUAGGAAGAUGCUGAAAAGCAUCAUCUCAUACUGCACGGGCAAUGGAAAACCCUUCCUGUAUUCCACCAAAGACAACCGCAGGGCUCUGUGGCCACCAGGAGUCGACACUGACUCGACGGCACACUUUACUUUACAGGUACAGCAGAAGAGUUUGCAGAUCAGUGUUCUUUCCACUUUUGCAUUUCCCUCUCUCUCCUGUCUAUAAUGAAUCUUUUCACCAAAAAUUCUACUAUUCGCAAGCCAUCACCUGAAAUAUCUGAGCCAUUUUGUGGAUAUGAGGAGAUCCUGCCUCACUGCAGGGAUUCCUGAAACCUUCAGAUCCCAUCCAGGAUUCUGUGCAAUGAAGUAUGCUGGGUGGGGCUUUAACCUCAAGUGUGUGGAGCACAAAGUGUAGCACCAUCGUAAACUCAGUCAGCGCACUGCUGCCCAUGAAUGAUCCAGUCUUUUUCCAGCCAGUAUUACUGUUUUUAAACAGAAGUGUAGUUUGCACUUUUAAACAACUGUUUGUUUAGGUAUUGUUCAGGUCAUUGUGAUGCUAAACUAAAUGCAUGACAUUCUUAGCUAAGUGUAUACAAUCUCAAUGUAGGACAUUCUUAUCUGCCAAACCUUUUUUAAAGGCCUUGUUACAGA